Messenger RNA from Clonostachys byssicola, 1023 nucleotides. The record is from the annotation of a GenBank genome assembly. Lineage: Eukaryota; Fungi; Ascomycota; Sordariomycetes; Hypocreales; Bionectriaceae.
AUGUCUCGAUUUACUCCCGAGGGAGAGCUGAACUUCAUCGGCUGCCUGGUGACGCUCAGUGCCAGUUCUCUCUUUGUGGGCUUGAGAUCAUAUGUCCAGCUUCGAUCAAAACAAUGCGUUUCUGGGGCAGAUCGGUUUUGUUUCUCGGCCCUGGUGAUUUUCACGGCUUAUUGCGCAUAUUUGCUUACCCAUAUUCUCGCCGUUCCAGUGAAAGGCGCUUUCGCAGUUACAUCCUCUACAAGUCAUGAAAAGGCUGAGAGUUUGAUGAAGGUCACAUUUGCCUGCUCGAUACUCUUCAUCAACGGCAUCACACUGGCGAAGCUUAGUAUUCUUGCAGGUUACAAGGCCACUUUUGCCAUCCAAAGACAGUACCGCCAUAUCAUUAUGGGCUUGGCUGCUCUCUGCAUAGCUUGGUGGGGGUGUUUUAUUCUUGUCACCAUCUUUCAGUGCAAUCCCGUCCAAGCAAUGUGGGACAUAAGUGACGAUCGGAAACGCUGCUUGCCUGUGUGGAAGCCUUUGCUAGCAGCUGAAAUAUCCAACCUAAUUAUUGAUAUCCUGAUUCUAAUCACUCCUAUCCUCGCUACCUGGAGACUGAACAUGCCAGCUCACAAGAAGUGGGCGGUGGCUGGGAUCUUUCUCGUGGGAGCACUGGUUUGUGUAAGCAGUAUACUUCGCCUUGUGUCUAUUGCGCGUUUUGGAAAUGAAUUCGAUGACACAUCUAAGGUUAUGUUCUACUUGACGAUUCAAUUUGGGUUGGCUAUCAUAUGUGGCUGUCUUCUUCCGCUGAAUGGCUUAUUCGUCCGUCGGAACAAGGGCGCGUCAAAAUCACGAACCAGCGUCUAUGAUGCGACGUUUCGUGAGGACCAUGUCAGCAUACCCGCUUACAAGCUGGCAGGCCAGCUGAAGAAAACAAAACGAGGGGGAAGCCGCGUGCUGAGUCUUGCGAGGUCAUGGGCUGGCCAUGAUGUACGCCAGGGCGAAGAAUCGAUAACGCCUCCGCCUGCUGCUCGAAUUAAUCGUUAA